AACUGUCCUUGAAUGCACCACACCCGGCCAAGGUCGGAGUACCGGCAACGGCAGAGCGAAAAGCAUGGCGAGGCAUUAAUCAAAACCGACAACAGACCAUGGCAGCGGGAGUCGGACCAGGCUAAUUCACUUAAGGCGAACGCAUUUACCUCUGCCGCAAGAGACAAGCACGUGAAUGGGAGACCAUAUCCCCCGGGCUCAGCGCACGCGCAGCGACGUCGGUAAUCAAGGAUCGGUUAUUCAGGGCACGCCGAGUAGAGCGACGCCUCUAGUUUCUCUUGUGUGUCGGUAAUGAAACAGUGGACGGACAACAAGCGCAUCAUCUUCGCCGCGGGCUGGACGGCAGUUGCAACAUGGCUCUUCUGUGGACGGCACUCCUGUGCGCGCUCCUGAAAGUCCACGGUUCUCAGGCGACAGCGUCUAAGGUGGUACCAACAGCGCGAUGGGCCGUCUCAGAGUUCCGACGCGGCCGCGCCUUGCUACAGGGCGCGGACACCGUGGACGGCAUCGAGAGUGUUACGUGGUGCUUCGCUGCUUGUCUUAAGGUGCCCACAUGUCGCGCCUUCAACUACGGCAAGGCCGGCUGCCAGAUGCUGCAGCAGGAGCUCUGCCACCAGGCUGGACUCAAGCUGACCGCCGAGCCACGUCUCAACUACUACGACUUGCAGGAUCGUGCCCUAGACGAGCGCAUGGGGCCACUGUGGAAGACGCCAUUCUGUUCAGAAGACGGUUUCUGCUCGCCCACGUGCGAGCCACUGCUGCACAUUCCACGCCUGAACGAGGCAUGUGAUCGAGACUUCGAGUGUCAGAUGCGCACGGGCCCGAUGGCGGUUUGCCGAAGGCGCUUGUGCAAAUGCGCAGAGGGUUACUUCAUAGCAAGCAACACGACGUGCGAGAAACUUCCGGUGGAUGGCUACUCGCUCUACCCGGGUGCUCUGGAAGGCGGCUACUUCCGGCUCUCCACAACAGAGGCCAACUUCAGCCGGGCCUCGUCCGAGUGCGCCCUCGACGUUGGCGCAGAACUGGCCUACGUAGCCGAUGGAGACACCAACCGCUUCCUGAGAGAGCUCAUGCGGCGCGCCAAAGUGCGCUCGGCAUUCAUCGGACUUACGGACGAGCAGCAGGAGGGCGUUUGGAUUUGGGUAGCCAACGGCCAGAAGCUGCGCACCACGCAGUUCUGGCGUCCAGGAGCUCCGGACAAUGCAAACGACGGCGAACACUGCGCCCAGCUGAGCAACGAGAUCGACUUCGGUUGGGACGACGUGACAUGCUCGACGGAGGCCCGCUACUUCUGUCAGCUGCCGCAUCCAAACUGACGCCUUCAUCGCGAUAACACCACGCGUUUCGAAUGUCAACCUGCAGCAUCAACCAUGUGAAAUACAUAUAUGU
Molecule: messenger RNA, 1389 nt
Organism: Rhipicephalus sanguineus (brown dog tick)
Lineage: Eukaryota; Metazoa; Arthropoda; Arachnida; Ixodida; Ixodidae
Exons: 6
Coding region: 354-1316 (320 amino acids)
Source: RefSeq, a predicted model, not a curated record